AUGGCGGUUCAAGCGGCCAUGAUCGCGGACACCAUCACCGCGAUGAAAAGGGCUCUUGAACGCCAGCGUUUAGGAGCUAUGGGUGUCGACGAUCCCAUCACGCAACCCACGAAUCGCGGAAAUAAGCUUCGGAUAAAUGCGGAAUAUGUUCACGAGGGAGCUCUUGGGUUCACGGACGGUGUGGCAUUUUAUAGAAAGAGGAUCAAUCAUGCCGGUUAUACGAGAGAUAUCGUGGAGCGCAAUCCGCCCAAAUAUGAUUCCGAGGGAGACGAAUUGGAUGAAGAAGACGCAGAGGAACAUGCUGAUCCGGAAAUGGCGGACGAAAAUCCGUUUGGGGACAUACACCUGGAAGAACUUCUCGCUCCUCUAAAACAUCCCUCCGAACUCGCGACACACCCUUCCAUGUCCCAUCCGUACACCUCCAAAACCCUCCAGAUGAUGGUGGACAACGCGAAUGCAAAGCUCCGACAGGAGCAGGACAUCCUCCAUAAGGCCAAGAGACUACAUAGGGAGCUACUAGGCGACGCCCCGUGGAUGCCUUGCGGCUUUUUGGAGACUAUGGACGAUAGAAAUAUAUUUGACCCCAAUUAUGGAUUCAAUAGCCGUUCUUCAUCGAAACAAAGGGAUGGGAGGGGUAGAUCGGGACGUUCUUCACGCGGAGGGUCUCCCGAGAACCAGGCUGCUCAAAUAGGGAAUAAUAUCUCGACUAGCUUACCGAAUCACGAUCCUGUGAAGUAUGCUGUCAAUGGCGUGUCGCCGGAGCAGCACAAUACUGAUCACGAUGUCGAGAUGGGUGAUGCCUCAGAGGAGCCGCUAGAAAACAAGGACAUAACGCAACCUGAGAAGAACGUUACGGCUGAGCCCAUCAAACCAAAUGGACAGGCUGUAUCUCCCCCAGAAUCUACAAAUGGGGACACCAUAUCAACGCACAUAGAUGCCAACAAGCAACCGUCGAAACCCACCACCAACGAAGAUCCUCUCAAAGCCAAGGAAGAGCCUAAAGAUGGCCUUCCUGUUGAUACGGUUGCGACUAACGGGGGCGACAUAAACGUGGACAAAGACGGCGACCGCACGGAAGAUGAAGCAAUUGCCGACGACAACGACAACGACGAAGGAAUCUCCUCCCCCGAACCCCCGCGCCGCAUGACCACCCGCGCCCGGGCAAACCAAGCCGCAAACCAAGCCACCACCCCAACCUUCUCAGACAUAGCCCGCUCCGGCACCCCAUCCUCCUCCACAGCCAAUAACCCCGACAACCUCAACGACCCCCUAACCAUGCACCCCAUCUUCCUCCUCCCGCCAACCCACCUCGACCGCAAUUGCGGCCUUCCCCCCAGCGAAGCAGAUGAGGUCCGCCGCAUGCUCUGGUCCUAUAUCCAGAAGCAGGAAGAGACGGUGCGCGCUUCGCAGCGCAUGUACCAUAUGUUGCUGAGCGCGUGUCGGAAGAAGGAGCUGGUGUGGGAGUGGUGUAAGGCUGAGGGCCAUGUGGGGGAGUUGAGCGAUGGGGAGGAUUGGUAUGACCGCCAGCAGUGGGGGUUGGGGGAUGGUGAAGAUUUGAGGAAAGGCGCCGAUGAGGAUGAGGUUGAUGGGGGAGGCGAGGAAGGGAGAGGGGGUGGAGGAGGGACGGGGACGGGGACCGCGAAGAGGGGCAGGGGCCGGAGGGCGUGA
This is a messenger RNA of Histoplasma capsulatum G186AR, 1668 nucleotides long. RefSeq lists its product as uncharacterized. The transcript has 4 exons. Gene Ontology annotation, biological process: negative regulation of silent mating-type cassette heterochromatin formation; negative regulation of rDNA heterochromatin formation. The record is from RefSeq and is a predicted model, not a curated record. Gene Ontology annotation, cellular component: cytosol; Rpd3L complex. Bases 1 to 1668 code for a protein of 555 amino acids. NCBI's taxonomy places the organism in Eukaryota, Fungi, Ascomycota, Eurotiomycetes, Onygenales, Ajellomycetaceae.